This is a messenger RNA of Echinostoma caproni, 2124 nucleotides long. The record is from the annotation of a GenBank genome assembly. Lineage: Eukaryota; Metazoa; Platyhelminthes; Trematoda; Plagiorchiida; Echinostomatidae.
AUGCCCGUUCAUCUUAUUACUGCUAUAAAGUUGACUGUGAGUAAAUAUAUUGUGGCGGCAAAAUAUGGCAAGAGUUGCCCCAAUGCACCGGAUGUGUUCUGGCGUAUGGACACAGCUCACGAGGACGGUAUUCAGCCGACCUACUUCGAAGGAAUCAGACAAAUUGAUGUGGAUGCGGAUUCAUGGGUUUAUUACAAUCGACCAAAACUGAGUAAUGUCAAUUUCGAAACGUGCGGUGAUAUGGAAUGUGAUGGCUUUAAAAAAGUUCUAGUCAUGGACAAGGAUGGAUCACUAUUUGGCAGUCCGACAACCAUUGUUCCCCAAUCGGAAUGGCAAUGGGAUCAGGACCGAGCAUACGGGAUCGGUUCUAGUCGGGUACCGCGGCGAAUGACCACCCUGCCAAACGGGACCACCUUCCCGUUGGACACCAAAUGGCCCCUAAAAGGUGUGAUACGCGACGACACCUGCAAAUUGGUUAGCAACAUCCAAGCGUACAAAUGUAAUUCGACUCUCGAUCAUCGUGUCCUGCUAAUCGAGUCGUUGGACGAGGAUCGACUACUGCGAAGGAUUGCCCCGGUUGCAUUUGCGACUGAAGGCCUCCAGGGUCAACUGGUACUGAAUGCGCCCACCUUUGCCGGACAAUAUUUGCCCGAUCCGGCUGCGAACUUAAGCGGAACAAAUUAUUUCGAUGAAACUACCCAACUGUUCUAUGUGGUCAUCAAGGGAUCUUCGGUGGUGGAACUUCGUCUGCAGCCGGUGAUCAAAGUUUCCUUCGGACUGCCAGCAAUGACAGAGGCGGAGUUUUUCGGAUCCAACGUGUUAGACAAUUUGGCCUCAUUUUUGGGAAUACCGAAAUCGCGGAUUCGAGUAGCAAAAGUGGUUUCCGAACGUUCCAGUGGUUCUCGUAGACGUCGAGCUGCCACAGGGAUCCAAGUUGUUCUGGAAAUCAGUGAACCACCAUCUAACACUACGAAUACGAGUAGUACACCCGCCACGGUUCUAGAUGCACCGACAGCCACCCAGCCGACCGCAAUGGAAAUUGUAGCCACCACUUUGGUCAACAGUGUACAAACGAACAUGCUCAGUUCUGCCCUACAAGUACCUGUUUCAAGUGUCCAAGUGCUGCAACCACCGCCACAACCUGGCAGUGAUCGAUGGAGUGCACUCACUUCCGGUACCGAUAGUUUGAGCACUCAGCCGGAGACUAUUCAAAUCCCUACCACAGCUGAAACCGCUGUGAAUGCAACUGUGGUCGAAGGGGAACCGUUCACAAUCGUGUUGAGCACCAAAGAUGCUGCAAUCACCGCGCCCAAUUCAACUGUGGUUCUCAGAAGGGACCUGUCCUUCGAUGUCGGAAUGCGUCUGUUCAAUGUCACAGCAACUUCGAUUGGUACGGCUGAUCGAGUAAAUGCGACAACCGGAAACAACACCAAAGUACCCAUGUUCCGAAUUCAGAUGCACGAUCGCAGUACUGGAAGGCUGUCCGAACGAUUGGACUGGCGUAAUUUUUCAUGGAAGCUGGUCGCGGGUCUCUGCAGUGAUGUGAACUCUCAAUCCAACACGACCGGGUCAAUCGUUAGUCCGACACUGGCGGAUUAUUACUGGAACGGAUCACUUCCUUCCGGCACGGCUUCAUACACUUUCUGUUUCGGACUGAGAGCGUACGACAGCAAUAAUGCGUCCAAUCUGCUGCCUGCAUACACACCUGCUCUAGUGUCCGUUCCUUUACAAGUCACUGGUGACGUCACCCCGACGGCGUAUUCGAAGACAGUGCGGAUAACUUUCGCUGGCACCUUGGCAAGUAUAGCAAGUAAAUUGGACAAGUUCAAGGAUGCGGUUAAAACGAAGAUUCUCUCCUUGUACGCCGGGGUGAAUGUGACCUCAGUUGCCUUGUCCGAUGGAAGCAUCUUGGCCGAUGUGACAAUGACUUCGAACACGGAUAGUUCCCUCGCGGCAGCCCAAACGGCUAUUGAAAACAGCGUCUCCGCCGGUACUAUGACCGUCACAGUGGAUGGAGUAAAUUACUCUGCACCUAAAAAGGGAUUCCAAUUCAAGGACCAAAUCCAUCAUGGGAGUAUUAUGGAUCAAGUUGGUCUGUCUGAUAUCCAUCACCGAAAAUGCUAA